UUGUAAUUCUAGAAUGAUGGAGGGAAAGAGAUCAGACUCACCAGAACCCAGCUGUGUGUCCAUGAAGAGUGACGCGUCAAUGGGAGUUCCAAUGCGCUUCAGAGACAGAGACAGUUCUACUGAUGUGAGACCACAAAAAUCAAACAUCAGCACAAAUCAGCUGGACUCUAUAUUCAAGGAGCUGGAACACAAAGUCAUCACUCUGAUAAAGAAUGAGCUGAAGAGGUUUAGGAAGCUCCUGAGUCCAGAUUACCCAGCAUGCACUGAGAGGGAGGUGGAGGAUGAGGAGGAUCUGCACAGUGUCAGAGAGGGAGCGCUGAAGAUCACACUGCACGUCCUGAAGAACAUGAACCACACAGAUCUCGUUAACACACUGCACAACAAAUCUGUAGGUUCUGUUUAUCAGCCAAAGUUGAAGUCCAAUCUGAGAGAGAAGUUUAAAAGAAUUAAUGAAGGAAUCUCACAGCAUGGAAGCUCAGCACUUCUGAAUGAGAUCUACACUGAGCUCUACAUCACAGAGGGUUGGAGUGGAGACGUCAAUAAUGAACAUGAGGUGAGACAGAUUGAGGCAGCAUCCAGGAGACCAGUAACACAGGAGACACCCAUCAAAUGUAAUGAGCUCUUUAAAGACAAGUCCAUCAGAACUGUGCUGACUAAAGGAGUUGCUGGAAUUGGAAAAACAGUCUCUGUGCAUAAGUUCAUUCUGGACUGGGCUGAAGGAGAAGUAAAUCAGGACGUCUUCUUCAUGUUUCCACUUCCCUUUAGAGAGCUGAAUCUGAUGAAGCAGCAAAAUCUCAGUCUGAUUAAACUUCUUCAUCACUUAUUCCCAGAAAUAAGAAAACUAGAAUCAAUAGAUUGUGACUCUUAUAAAGUGGUGUUGAUCUUUGAUGGUCUGGAUGAGUGUCGACUUCCUCUAAAUUUCCAGAAGAAUGAGAUAUUGUGUGAUGUGACAGAGUCAGCCUCAGUGGAUGUGCUGCUGACGAACCUCAUCAAGGGGAAUCUGCUUCCCUCUGCUCUUCUUUGGAUAACCACAAGACCAGGAGCAGCCAAUCAGAUCCCUCCUGAGUGUGUAGACCAGGAAGAGGAUCAGUGA
This is a messenger RNA of Tachysurus vachellii, 1093 nucleotides long. Its product is annotated as protein NLRC3-like. The transcript has 5 exons. The coding region runs from base 14 to 1093 and encodes 359 amino acids. NCBI's taxonomy places the organism in Eukaryota, Metazoa, Chordata, Actinopteri, Siluriformes, Bagridae. The record is from RefSeq and is a predicted model, not a curated record.